Messenger RNA from Aureobasidium uvarum, 825 nucleotides. Lineage: Eukaryota; Fungi; Ascomycota; Dothideomycetes; Dothideales; Saccotheciaceae. The record is from the annotation of a GenBank genome assembly.
AUGAGCACGGAUGCAUCGUCGUCUACCAGACCAAAACGACAGCUCGUCAAGGCCGCAUGUCAGUCAUGUCAGAGGCGCAAAGUAAAAUGCAGUGGUGAGCGACCUAUGUGUAUGCUCUGUCAACAAAGAGGUCAAUCUUGUGUCUACGACUCGGAAGCAGGCAUAUCACGAGUCGAAGGCGUGCGUCGUCGAAACAAGGAGUUGGGCGAACGGAAUUCUGACUAUGAACUUGUCUACAACGCUUUGCAUGCUACACCAGAGAUGGAAGCCUUCGAACACCUUCGUCGGCUGAGGGAGUGUCCAGAUGUAGAAACCUACGCCAGAACGCUCCGCAAAUCGCGACCACCUUCGAGAAAACGACCCUCGGACCAACUCCUGGAAGACGGCGCACUUUCCAACCUGUCGCCCAUGUCGGCCCAGUCUCAAGACCAACAAGACGGCGAUUCCAACUUGUACACAGACUCUCUCUCUAUCACAGACUACACAAGCCCGACGCAGCAAGCUCCUUUGAUGAUCGAUCCUCGCCUCGGUCAGCAGACCCUGUACAGUUUCCCAGGCACCAAUGGUUCGACUUUACAGAGCCUUACUUAUGCUAACUCCUUCUUAGANGCAGAGAUCUGGCCGUUCCAGGACUCGUCUCAUAUCCAACAAGAAUCCUACCAAGCCAACGUUCAAGACUGGACGAAGACAGAUGGUCAAGCCGGACCAUCGCAGAAUCCUUAUCUCUACAACCCGCAGAUGUCGCAAACCCACUGGACGAAUGGAAACGUUGACCCUGGCACUGGACAACCAAUGGGUCGAAGGCAGUCGGGAUUUGGGGGCUGA